Messenger RNA from Vollenhovia emeryi, 4019 nucleotides. Its product is annotated as leucine-rich repeat-containing protein 24. Gene Ontology annotation, molecular function: protein binding. NCBI's taxonomy places the organism in Eukaryota, Metazoa, Arthropoda, Insecta, Hymenoptera, Formicidae. The transcript has a single exon. Bases 109 to 2109 code for a protein of 666 amino acids. The record is from RefSeq and is a predicted model, not a curated record.
CCGCCGCUCUGUUGCGGUGGAGCCAGCUGCCUGUUCUCGCCUCGAGGCGAGAAGAGGAUCGGACGGGAUCAGCAGACAUCGGGUAGACACCGAUAAAAGGACGGUGUUAUGUUAGUGACAAGGCCUCACCCUCUAGGAGGGCGCAUACUACUCGCCCUCUUCCUCUUAACGGGGUGCUUCGCCUUGCUGACACGGGCGGCCGCCUUCCCGGACUGGACCGACUGUCCCGCGGUGUGCCGAUGCAAGUGGACCUCCGGCAAGAAGUCCGCUCUGUGCCCGGACGCCGGCCUGACGUCGCUGCCGGCGUCCCUCGACCCGGACAUGCAAGUGCUCGACCUGUCCGGCAACAAGAUACCCGCUCUCCAGGCGGAGAUAUUCAAACUGGCCGGCCUGGUGAACCUGCAGCGGGUAUUUCUGCGCAACGCCGGCAUCCACAGUAUCCACGCGGACUCCUUCAAAGACAUGAGGAUACUCAUCGAGAUCGAUCUGUCGGACAAUCACGUGAAGACCUUGGAGCCGGAUACGUUCCUCGGGAACGAGCGCCUGCGCAUUCUGAUACUCAGCGGGAAUCCGCUCGGUACUCUGCGUAACCUACAGUUUCCCGUGUUGCAGCAUCUGCGGAAUUUGGAGCUGCAGCGGUGCUCUUUAACCGAGGUACACGGACAGGCUUUUGCCCGGCUGACCGGUUUGGAAUUCUUAAAGUUGGACAUCAACGAGCUCGAGUAUUUGGAGGCCUCGGUGAUAUCCGGAUUGUCCCGGCUGAAAACCUUGACGCUGGACGGCAAUCGAUGGAGAUGCGACUGCAGACUGCGGGAUUUUCGCACCUGGCUUAUCCCCGAAGCGCCCAGCAAGCUGUACUCCGCGCCACAAAUCUGUACAGGUCCGCCGAAGCUGGAAGGCCGCAGAUGGGAGGACGUGAAACCUACGGAAUUCGCCUGCGAGCCAAAGGUGUUCGUUCUAGCGAGCAGCAUACAGGAGGAGACCAAUGGUAAUCUCAGCCUGGCGUGUCGGGCGAGCGGCGAUCCCGAGCCAGAGGUUUGGUGGCAAUUGAACGGUGGGCCGGUCAAUGCUACGAAAUCGACUGAUCAACCCUACAUGGGGACCCUCGUUGUCUACACAAUGUCCGAGGCGACCAACGACAAGUCGGCGUCGAAAACCGUCGCGGACCGAUGGAGCAAUCUGACUGUUUACAAUGCCACCGAGAGCGACGCCGGCGAAUACGCCUGUUUUGCGAAGAACAUCGCCGGCCUCGCGCGAGACACGGUCAGCGUGACCAUACCGCGCGUCUUCACGGCCCCGACUCUCUCCCAGAGCGACAACUGGCUGCUCUGGGUAAGUCUGGCCGGAGGCGGCGCGGUCGCCGCGUGCGCUUCCAUCUCGGCCGUGUUGCUGGUCCUCUGUUUGUGCGGCGGGAGCCGACGGCAGCGCAAACGCGAGAAAGUGAAGCUGCAGGGCAGCGGCAGUUUCGGCGACCAGGAGAAGAAGCUGCUGGACCUGUCCGUGACCACGACGACACCCGGCAACAGCAACGACCGCGGCAGCGGCCACGGCAGCCUCGGCGAGGCGUGCAGCACCGGUGACCUCGAGCUGGCGGAGCGCGGCUCGAUUUGCGACCCCAUGGCCGCGGCCGCGGUCACCGUCGAGCGGCUGCGACCCGCGGACAGCACGGUGAACGCCAUUCGCACGGUCCCUUGCGCCGCCGCAGCCGGUGUAUUUCCGCCCCCGCCGCCGGAAUUCACCACCGGCGUACUGCCGGCCGGGAUCUUCGGCAACAUCUUCAUCUCCGUCUCACUGCCGCAGGACGCGUCGUCGGAGCGCUGCUACCCAGACCUCCUCGACAUCCCCGUCCACGCGGUCAGCGGCGCCACGGCCGACAAGGCCGCGGCCUUGCCGCCGGCAGCGGCGAUCAACGUUUCUAGCUUCGCCACGCUGCCACGCCGGGCCCUGCGCUCCGCCGAGGUCGCCGUCGGCUCGCCUUACGACAAUAUGGGGCCGCGCAUCACGGCGAACGGCAGUUCCGCGUUCUCGCUGACGGACAUGGACCUGCGGCUUUCGCCGCCGCCGCCGCCGCGGAUCAUUCAACCGCCGCACGAGUUCGUUUCCCUAUAAAAUAGCGAUUCCCCUCCCCCACAUGCCGAUCCGUAUUGUCGCGCGAUACUGAUUUCGUAAUCGCUAAUAUUCCGCUAAUGGCGUUAUCCCAAUAUUCUGCGGAGCAUCCAUUAUCGGCCGGGUAUUAUUGGAUAACAACAAUUAGCGCGCGGUAAUAUUCACCGCGUCAGGGAUAUAUGGCUCAUGGAUCGACUCCUCGAGAACGCGCGCGAUCGCUUCGGACGAGUGAUCCGUAUACGCUCCUCGGUGGAGUUUCAAAGACCUGUCGAAUUACUCACGCGUCGCAACUUUGAUAGUGACGUCGCAUUGAAGAGUUUUUAUCCCGGCGUUACGCGUCUUCCACCUGGGUCAUCGUGGACAUUGAAGACUUUUUGCAGCCUCAAAAUAUCGAUCGCAACUCUAGACUGCCAUUUAUCAAAUCAAAAAUUUCUAAAUAUCAUUUGUUUACGAAGAUAAGUUACAUAAUCUUUUAGCGGUUAAAAGUUUUAUCAUUAAAUGUCGAGCAUUGCGUCGCCUUUUGUGCACCUAAUCUCUAUUUGUUAUAUAAAAGACGAUAUUAAAACUCAAUCAACGAUUUGAGGACUAAUCAAAUGCAGAUAACUUGAAUGUUUAAAAGACAUCGUAAAAGUGUCUUUGAUAUUUUUUCAUCACCUUCUGGACUUCCGUACUGCGUUUAAGAAAAAUAUAAUGAGUAUAGCGUAUCUCUAAGUGAAUUUUUCUCAAGUAUUUCAUUAUACAUUGACGAGAAGUAUGUAAACAAUUUCGAAAUGGUCAACAUACGUCGGUGUGCAAUGGGUGUUUUCCAUUCACAUUUGUCUCGACUUUUUAGCGUUAAUAAUAUAAAUGGAACGAGUUAUCGCGCGUGGAAAUUAGAGCGUAAAUUAUAUAUGUAUACAAUUUUGACCAACUUAAAAAUGCAGAAAAUUUUACGAUAUAAUUAUACAAUUAGUAAAAAAUGCAUAAAAGCAAAUUGCUUUAUAAUUCCAAUUGUACUUGAAAUACAAUUAUACUUUUAAUUUCUACUGGAAUGUAAAUACAACUUUUGUAUUUGCAUAUUUUAAUAUUUAUUUUGGAUUUUGUAAUUUAACAAACUUUAGGAUUGCUUGACAUUUAAAUGGAAAUGAUCUGCUUCAGUAAUGCGAUUAUUGGUAGCAGUAGUCGUGAUGACGAUUGCGAUGACGAUAUUAUUUUCAAAUUAGUUGCUUUUUCCUCAUUCUGCAGCCCUCUAGCGUCUUCUGCGUUGUGAAAGAUCUUUUAUUUUUAUAGUCCUUUUUUCCCCCCCUUCGUCUUCACCAACAAAAUCAGUUGCGGUCCGAUUCGUGUCCUCGACGUGGAUUAAAUAGAAAGCAGAAAUGACGAUCCCUCUUGUUAAUUUCAAUUGCUGAAUGGACAGCGCCCAUUUUUGGUGGCCACUUCGCAGAUCGCACGAGUAGGUAGUUAUCGGCGGGUAGCCGGACACCCCUCGGGAUCACGACGAGAAUGUAGUCGUGAUUAGACAUCUCCCGCGGGUGCGGUAUAAGUCGACGUGGUUCUUCCCGUGCAGCGCAAAUGUGCGAAGAGAGCGAGAGAGAGAGAGAGAGAGCACCAGGGAGAGAAAAUCGAUAUCUCACCGUGUCGCGGUCGGCGUGUCACCGAGAUUAGUAUACGGAGCGUUCGAUCGAGAAGAGGGUGGCUGAUAUCGGGCCACGAUUGUCCGACCUAUCGAAUAUCUGUCUGUCUAUGCUUGUCUGCCUGCCUUGCUCGCUUGUCCGGCCAGCUGCUCGCGGCCGCUUGCGCCCACAAUGAAUGCGCGUGAAUGAUGGACCGGGUGCGUGAGGAACCUCCUAGACCUAAGUCUCUUCUAGUCUGCUAACAAUAACCCGAGGCGAGGGGAGCGACCGUUUGUAUAUACAUAUUUCACAACUACUCCU